Messenger RNA from Closterium sp. Naga37s-1, 2491 nucleotides. Lineage: Eukaryota; Viridiplantae; Streptophyta; Zygnematophyceae; Desmidiales; Closteriaceae. The record is from the annotation of a GenBank genome assembly.
AUGGAGCGAAACGCUUUGAUUCAGCAGCUGCUGCAGCAGAAGCUCGCACUGGAGGAGCAACUGCGGGCGGAGCAGCAGCGCCUGCAGUCGUCGCAGCAGCACUCGGCGAGCGUCCCCGCCCUGGCAGGCGACGGCGAGGGCGACGUGGAGCAGUCGCUGCGACCCGUGCACGCAUGGCGGUGGGAGCAGCAGCAGCAGCAGCAGCAGCAUCAGCAGGGGCAAGCGGGUGGGUCGGAUGAGAAGGCGCUGCCACUGCAGCAGCAGAAGCAGCAGCACGAGUCGGGGCAACAACAGUCGCACGAGAAGCAGGAGCUGGGAUCGCAGCAGAAUGAGCGUGAGAGGGAGCAAGGCGAGCAGGAUUCAGCAUGCCAUGCCCUGUCAGUGUCCACACCCCAGUUAUGCCGCCCGCCAAGGGCUCAGCAGCGGUACAGGCAGAGCGAGAGCGAGCAGCAGCAGGAGGAGGAGGGGCGGGACAGCGAGCAGUCUCCGCAGAUCCACUCGCUCUCACCCUUGCAGCCGCUUUCCCCUGCUGCCCCGCCGGAGCAAGUUAUGCAACAGCAGCAGCAGCAGCAGCAGCAGCAGCAGCAGCAGCAGCAGCAGCAGCAGCAGCAGGAGUGUAACGCAUUGCAGCAACAGCAACAGAAUCAAGACCAGCUGUCGCCGCAACAGGAGCUGCAGCAGCAACGCCAGCAGGAGAAAAAGGAGCAGGUGCCGCAACAACCGCAGCAGCAGCAAGAGCAGCAGCGGCAGCAGCAGGAACACCAGCAGCUACAACAGCAGCCUAUUCAGGAGUGGGUGGUGGCGGUUUGGGAGGUGUGGGUGGUGUGGGUGGGGUGCAUGGUGUGCGUGGCAGUGACAGGCAUGGCAUGGAUGCAGAGAUCCAUGCACACUACUAGCACGGCCGCCCAGCAACGUGCUGGCGGUGCUGCCAGCGGGCAGCGGCAAGAGCCUGUGCUUCCAGCUCGCCGCCGUGCUGCUGGGGGGCGUCACCCUUGUCGUCAGCCCCUUCCGCGCCCUCAUCCGCAACCAGGUUUGAUGGGCCGGAGAGGUGGGGGAAGGGAGGGAGGGGGAGGGACGUGGGGGGGAGGGAGGGAGGGGGAGGGACACGGGGAGAAGGGGAGGGAGGGGAAGGGAUGUGUGGGGAAGCAAGGGAGGGGAAGGGGCGUGGGGAAAGGGUGUGAGGAGAGGAGAGUGAGUGUGCAGGCGCUGCGGCAGCUGCCGAUCUGUGUGGGCAUGGUGCUGGGGCACCCGUCCAUGGAGGACCGCCGCCACCGCCACGCCGUCUUUGCUGCGCUCAGAGGCGACGCCCACACGCCGCUCUCCCUGCCCCGCCACUCGCCCUCCACCCCCAACGCCAGCAUCGCUGCAGGCCACGCACCUGGGAGCAGGGAAGAAGGGGUGGCGGCGGGUGCGGGUGUGGCUGCGGGUGCGGGUGCGGGUGUGGGGUGGGAAGGUCCAGGGAGGGAGCACCUGUGUGUGUACGUGACGCCAGAGGCGCUGGAGAAGUGCCGGGAGUUGACAGCAGCGCUGCAGCAGUGCUAUGAGCGGAGGGCACUGCGACUCAUUGUGGUGGAUGAGGCGCAUCACUGCAACGGCAGCGACCCCUUCCGCCCCUUCCUCAAGAUAGUGGGCGAGCACCUGCGCGGCUGCUUCCCGGGCGUGCCUGUCUUCGCCAUCACUGCGACAGCCAAUGGGGCAGCGCAGCAGGAGCUGCGGGCGAGGCUGGGACUGCAGAUGAGCAACACGCAGACCUUCGUCUCCUCCAUCCGCCUGCCCCACAUGCGCUACGAGGUGCGGGUGAAGCGCAAGAGUGUGGUGGCAGACAUGGUGGAGUUCAUUCAGAGCACGUACCCCGGGCACACAGGCCUCGUGUACUGCUGGCGCCGCGAGGACACCGAGGAGGUGGCUCGGAAGCUGCGGCAGGCAGGAGUGUCAGCGCUGGCAUACAGUGCAAAGCUGGGCGUGGCUGACAGGGACGACCACCAGGACAGGUGGCGGAAGAAGGAGAUUCAAGUUCUUGCAGCAACGAAUGCCUUUGGAGCGGGCAUCCACCAGGCCGAUGUGCGGUAUGUGAUCCACUACAGCAUGCCCAAGUCCAUGGAGAGCCUCUACCAGGAGAGUGCGAGGGCGGGCAGGGACAAGCUGCCAUGCCACUCCAUCGUCUACUUCUCCCCGGCAGACCUCGGCUACAUGAAGCGUGCGUGUGGGCCGGGGAAGAUACGAGAGUUCCACACCUGCAACCAAGUGGCCGCCUACUGCAUGAAUCGCAGUGUGUGUCGGCACAAGCUGCUGCUGCGCCACUUUGACCUCGACAGCCCCGACGAGCAGCCCUGUGGAGGCUUUUGUGACAACUGCAGCAACUCCAGGGGCUUCGAAGAGAAGGACGUCACUCCGUACGCCAUGCUGCUGGCGCGCAUCCUGGCGGACUCGCCCACGUCCCUCACCGCCCCCCAGCUCGCCCACGAGUUAUUCCGCUCCGGCGCUGCCUCCG